This is a messenger RNA of Sinocyclocheilus rhinocerous, 1267 nucleotides long. RefSeq names its product OX-2 membrane glycoprotein-like. Bases 1 to 918 code for a protein of 305 amino acids. NCBI's taxonomy places the organism in Eukaryota, Metazoa, Chordata, Actinopteri, Cypriniformes, Cyprinidae. Gene Ontology annotation, cellular component: axon; cell surface; neuronal cell body. The record is from RefSeq and is a predicted model, not a curated record. Gene Ontology annotation, biological process: negative regulation of neuroinflammatory response; heterotypic cell-cell adhesion. The transcript has 5 exons. Gene Ontology annotation, molecular function: cell-cell adhesion mediator activity.
AUGAAUGCGUUUGUCUUCUGCAUUAUUCUGAUCUUCUUCAUAAGAAAACACAAUGACAGUACGGCGUCGGUCUUCCUGCUUGUAUUUCACAGGAAUAGUCACCGCCUUUUCACCGGAUUUAUCGUAAAGCCUCAGGAAGCACCUUAUCUUUCAGAUAUUGUAGCACAAGGAGACACAGCUGUUGAGUUCGGUCAAGAUGCUUCAUUCUCUUGUGCGCUGUCAGAUGCGUCUGGUGUCAAACAAGUCACCUGGCAGCGGGUGCGCGACACGGAACCCGUACAAACUCUGGCUACAUACAGCGACCUCUUCAAGGAUCACGUGGAUGACCAAUAUGUCGGAAAAGUCAAUUUCACAGCAUCGUCAGUUGAUUCAACGUCCAUUGAGAUCAAAAACGCAACAUUUGAAGACGAGGCUUGCUACAUUUGUUCCUUCAAAGUGUAUCCACUCCAACCUAAACGACAAACCUUGUGCCUCACUGUUAAAGGUGUAUCAGAAAUAACAGCAUCAGCGAAUCCUGCACCUAGUUCUGAUCCAGAUGUUGUAGUCUCAUGUUCAGCCACUGGUAAACCGGCUCCAACUAUCUUCUGGAAAUCUGCAGAGAAAGAGUUGAACAACUUUAGGUCAAGUAAUUUCACAACUCUCAACAAAGACAGUUCAACCACCAUUACGAGCAACCUCACGCUUCCACUGUCACAGUUUCAUGGGAAGUACGUGGAAUGUGUGGCUCAGAGUGACGGCAUAGAGAAGAGCGUCCAAAUCUUUGUGCCUGAUGAAGAUAACAAAGAGAAUAAAGUCACAAUAAGAAAUUAUAUAAUUCCGAUGCUGGUCUUGAUUAUCAUCAGUAUUGUCAUUAUCGUCACCUAUCUUCACACCAAGUUAAAUGAUAAAGAUGAUCAAAAAUCUGCUUGUUUGGCUUGAACUACUGUGCAACUGUUACUUUAUUCAGAAUUUAUCAAUCUUUCUGAUGCUACUUUUGUCAUCUGCUAAAAAAAAGUCAUUUCAUGUUUACAUUUGUGAAUAAGCUAAUUUUUAGAUAAUAGUAUAAAUAAUAUCUGGUUACCUGAGAGAGUCUGCAUUUCUCCACAGUUUCUACAUCCUGCGUCUGCACUUUAAGUUCUUUCAACCUGACAUUCGGUAUUAUUUAUUGUUGUGAGAUUUGUCUAUAGGAUUUUAAAUAAUUCUGUUACAGCUGUCUGUCUUAGAGUAAUAUGCUCAAUUUAAUUUUAAGCAGUAAAUCAUUUUGUAUUUAUUAUGUUCAUGCUACCAA